Messenger RNA from Octopus bimaculoides (California two-spot octopus), 6230 nucleotides. Its product is annotated as ribitol 5-phosphate transferase FKRP. Lineage: Eukaryota; Metazoa; Mollusca; Cephalopoda; Octopoda; Octopodidae. Gene Ontology annotation, biological process: protein O-linked glycosylation via mannose. Gene Ontology annotation, cellular component: Golgi apparatus. The record is from RefSeq and is a predicted model, not a curated record.
AAUUUUACGUACUUCACAACUUGUAGCUCACUAUAGUAAAUUUCCUUUUUAUGAAAGAGUAUUUCUGUUAGCUGGGAGGGUACAGUCGAGGAUGAUAUAGAUCAAAAAGGCAAUUUUUCAUAUUCUUAUUUCGUUACGGGUUGUAUUUAGGUUGUGGGUGGAUUAAGUGCAAGUACAACACUGAAGCAAAACAUAUUGACUAUGCUUCUCAUUUUUUCGUAAAGCAUUGUACACUAAAAAAAAUAGUCAUUACACCGACAGACGGCUGAUUCGGUAAUGCUUUGUAUUUAUUCCGACACUUCAGAGUUCAGAUUCCACUGAGGUCAACUUUACCUGUUAUUCUUCUGGAGUCGAUAAAAUAAGUACUUGAUGAGCACUUAAAUCGAAGUCAUUGACAAACCUCAUUUCCCCAAACUGCUGGCAAAAUUUGAAACUAUUAUAUUUACUGGCAUAUAUCUCUCUCUUAGUGACAAAGAACCAUCACAACUGAUUUCGCAUAUUGGCCUAAUGCCACAAAACUGUAGGUCAUAGUUAAGAAAAUUGUUAAUUGUAAGGAUUAAUAGCUAAGGCCAACCUCGACAUGAUUUGUACUCAAAGUAUUGGUGAAUGAUACGAAAGAUAGUCAUAGCUAAACACUACUACCGAUUCUACCUUCAAUUGUAUUUCAUGUCGAUUCCAGCAGUAUUUGAACAUACAAUGUAAAGAGACAGUCUACCAUUCUGUCGUUGAUGUCAAUAUUGCAAUAGCUAAUAUCUUUCUCAAUGAAAACUCGAAGAGAUAAACUCUCACAAAGUUCUAACGGCAAUUUCGAUUCCUGGUUAAAAUUAUUUCACACCUCUAUUUCACUUCAAAACCAAAAAGAAAUUAAAAAAAAAAAAAGAAAAGCAUCUAUAUGGAGGCACUACUUGCUGGAAACAGUAGCCAAAUUUCUUUUUUACCACACUCAACCGUUUUACAGAAGAUAAGAACCUAUUUGAUAUUGGAUAUUGUUACAAAACUCGAAAUCUUUACAGCUUAAUACUUUUUGGUCAUAAGUAGUUCUGCUUGAUCAAGGCUAAACAGUAAUAUUAAUCUCACAAUUUCCUUUCCCCCUUUGCGUCUAUAAAAAAGAAACCUUUUAACUAUUAGUGAAAUAGAUAAAUAAUUUGCAACACCAACCAACAAGGAACUUUACACUUCAGCUCUCAACACCGUUAUACUCUUCAGUCGCUAGAGUCUGAAUCGCUAUUUAAGGAAUUUUCGCCAAUUAUCGAUGACUGCUUUCGCUUUUUCAAAUGUGAUAAAUCCUGCUGGUGCAUUCAUAACUUGUGUGAAUCAUAAAAGCCUGCCCCAGGAAAGUUGUGCAAAAACAUUUUGCUGGAGACAACGCUAUGAGAGCAAUAUGCCUGCUAACUCGCUGUCAGAUACUUCUUUUUAUUGGAUUACUUGUGAACAUUAUUAUUUUGCUUUAUCUUCUUAAAGUUCAAAAUGAUUUGCAAUAUGGACGACCACAAGUGCAAUACAAAAAUAAAGUUGAAAAAGUUCAAUAUGCUGAAUUCACAGAUUCAGUAACAUUAAUCAUUCGAGAAUUUGAGGAUUUUGAAAAUUAUGUUGUAGCUACGUUGAAGGGAAUCUUAGGAAUUAUACCUGACCUACAAGUCUUAGUUUUUACUGAUCAUCAACCAUAUCCACCUCUUUUACUAAAUGAAGUCCCCAAUGCUAGACUUGUAGUUUUACAUCCAAGUGCUGAACAGUCAUGGUCUUCAUCUCUCCCCCAUACAUAUAUUAAAACACCUUUUUUGCUAAUUAUUCCAGAUGCCGUCAAACUAGUUGAUCCACAUAGUUUGUUGUCUGCUUUUAAUUAUUUAAAGCAACAUUCAUAUUUGUCUUCUGUUGCCUUGGUAACUGGGCGAGAUCAUUCUAGUUGUCUGAAUCUCCAUGUAGAUUUGAGACGCUGGACACUAACUUAUGAAAACACUGGUUUAUUUCAAGAAUGUGAUGCUGUGUCUGGUGAGCAUGCAAUAUUAACACGUUCAGAUAAAUUCCUUGAGUUCCCAUUCUCAUUUCUACAACCAAUGACAACAGGCUUUUAUAUCCAAGCUGCUUUAAGAGAUUGGAAAAGUAUUAUUUUCAAAGACUCUGUAUUUGUUGGCAACCCUAAUUUAUUUAGUGACCCUCACAAAAAAUGGAAACACAAGAAACAGGUAGCUGUGCGUCUAAAAAAUCUUUACAAACAACUUCGUAUCAAGAAAGUAGUUCUUCCAGGGGAUGGGCAUGUAAUGUGGUAUGGUUGUACCAAAGAAACUACCCGAUGUUUUGGAACAGUAGUUAAUGAUAUGCCUGAAUAUAUUUAUGAAGGCAAAUGGACACCUCCAUGUUGUUUAGAAGCUGUUCGAACUACUUCAAGGCAUGUUUUUCAGAUUCUGGAGGACUGUAAGGUACGUUACUGGCUAGAAGGAGGUAGUUUGUUAGGAGCAGCACGAAGUGGUGAUAUCAUUCCAUGGGAUUAUGAUGUUGACAUUGGAAUUUACAAAGAAGAUAUUGGCAAAUGCCAGCCACUUGUUGAAUGUGAAAAAGAAAAGUUUGUUGACCCUGAAGGUUUUCUCUGGGAAAAAGCUACAGAAGGAGAUUUUUUCAGAGUUCAGUACAGCAGCUCGAAUCAUAUGCACGUUGAUAUUUUCCCAUUUUAUUCUAAAAAUUCUACAAUGACAAAGGAUACCUGGAUACCAGGACACAGACAAGAUACAGAGUUUCCUGAAAAAUAUCUAAAUCCUUUAACAAAGGUUCCGUUUGCUGGUUCAAUGGCAUCUGCUCCAAAUAAUGUUAGGGAAUUCUUAGAAUUUAAAUUUGGGGAAGGAGUAAUUGAAAAUCCACGGUAUCCUAAUUCAAACCGAGUCAUUCGCUGAACACUUCAUUCACAAAUCAUAAGGAGAAUAAUCAAAAUUAUAUAUAAUAAUUGAGCUUGCUAGAUAUAACCUCACUAAAUUGUAAUAAUUCAAUCAUUUAAAAGGUAUAAGUUAAUUUUAAUUUCUACAUUCCAUGUGUACGUAUUUUUAAGUUUGCAUGCACAUUCAACAAAAUGACCAAAAGUCUACAAUGCUCUUGGACUUAUGAAUGCAUUCCUGACUCUGCAUGCACAUGUAUAUGUCUUUUCCUCAGAUCAUAUUGUGCUUGUUCAAACUGUUCACCAAGCUGGCUAGGAAAAAAAAAAAGAGGAAGAGGAAGAAAAGAUGACUUGGUUGUCAUCUCAUCUUCUCCACAAAUAUUUGUUAAAAUUACUUUUAAAAGUUGUGCACAUUUUAAUUCUCCCAUGUAAAGUCAGUGUUAAUAAUUUCUUGUUAAUGAAACUUUCUUUUUCUAAACAUAAAUUUAAUUUAGUAUACCUAGAAAUUAAUCAAUUUAAUUGAACAAGUUGCUGUACAUAAUUUGUCCUCAAGAGUACAUUUUUAAAAACAGAAAGUUUUGUUUAUGAUGUAUGUUGUUAUAUGAGAUGCAGGUUAAUUAUCUUCAUCAUCCUAUAAGUUCAGUAAUUUAUAAGGAAAUAGUCAGAGAUUUUUUUGUUGCUGUAGUUCAAACAAGUUGUGCAUAUUUACACUAUUUUGCUGGUGGAUUAACUUUGUAAAUACUUUUCUAAUCAUAUUUCCUUAAGCAUUAUUGUUGAAUGGAGAUUCCUUUCAUCAAGUAAAUUAAUUGGUGGCAGAUAUAUUUUCAGUAAUUAAGUUAAAGACAUUUACAGGAAUGAAUUCUGAUUCCUUCUUUUUUAAGAAUUCAUCAACAGUUCUCAGACAAAUUUUUAAAAAGAAGGAAAGUGAAUUAAUCCUGGAAGAAUCAUUAAUUUGAUAAAUAAAAAUAAUCCACUGUGAUUUAUGUAUUUAGUACUUUACCUUAAGUUGUGAUUCUUCCUGCUUUAAAUGGUAACAACAACAACAGCAGGUAAAGGAAUAUGCAUAAAACUAUAAAUAAUACCACAAAAGGAAUAUAUAUAUGUAUAUAUAUGUGUGUGUGUGUAUAUAUAUGUACUCAUAAACAACACUGUAAGAAGAAAUUACACAUAAGUAGCACCACUAACAUUUUAAGUUCUCCAUCAGAUAUAUUUGAAUGUUCUUUUACUAUUGUUUAAUUUAGUCUUUCAGAAAUAAUGAGCUACCAGUUCCCUUAAGUCUAUGGUAUUCCUGAGAAUGUACUUGAUGGAAGUUUAACUGAAAUAUUUUAUCAGCAUUUUUAAAUGCAAAAUACAUUGCCGUUUGUAUUUUUCUAUAUUUCCAUCAGGGUACUUCUCAUCUAUUUUUCUUACAUCAUGUUUUAUAAAAAUAUACAUUUUGGAAAUGAUCCUUCUAGAAAUCAACUGAUGUUGUGAGCUAUAUUCUCUUCAUAAAUUUUGCUGAAUCAAACAUUUUUGUUUAUUACACCACAAUGGUUUUAAGGUACUUUUAUCUUUCUCUCUCUUUAGUACCUUAAUUCCUAUCUCAUGCUCCUGAAUAGUGACAACAUAUCUUUGACAUAUGAUUUUUAAACAGAAAUUGUUUUCAAAGGUAGUUGUCCUCUUUUUUGUGUUGAUAUUGUUAUGCUGAUGUCUUACCUUUGUAUUAAAUCAUCCAUAGCUGUUUAUAGGAAGAUAUUUAUUAAUUUUUUUGGUGGGGGGAUCUACUUAGGUAAAUGUUUUCAUCAACUCACAGAAUUUCACACUUUCAAUGUAUUUUUGAAAAAUUUACUGCUGACUUUUGCGUUAUACAUCUAUGUUGUUUAAAUGAUAUGUUUUAUUUAUCAGUUAAUCUGAGAAAGUAGACUGAUUCUUGUAGUUUUAAGUCUUCCCUGACUGGAAGAAAAUACACAUGGCUGAGUAAGAUUGAUCUAGUUACUUUUCUGUUGGUUAAUAGGAGGAAAAUAUGAUCAACAAGAGAGUUACGAGGGGUGGAUGGGUACACUUCUAGGGGUGAAAGGAUUGUUUCAGUGCAAAGUGUGAAAAUUAGGGAAAGAAUAAUAAUGUGAUAUGAAAAGGUGAGCGAAAUCUGUGUUUCAGAGAAGUGAAUAUACGAUGAUGUGUGUGUUGCUAGGUGGGAUUAGUGAGUAAGAAUGUAUAAUUUUCUGAUAUACACAGUUCCUCAAAUGUACUUGAGCUGGAACUUUACAUACAUUAUAUUAUAGACAUACUUUAUUUUAGAUGGAAUCUCAUUGUUUACAGAAUUAUUGUAUUUUCUGAAUUUUGCAUUUCAGAAAUGGAGAGUCUACUCACAGAUGUUUGAGGGGCUUUUUGUUCAUAUUUAAUUGUAAUUUCAACUAGUUAAUUCUUAAGUUUGGACAUUUCUGUCAUGGAUAUAACUUGAAAAGAAGAUGAAGUGUUCAAGUGUUUUUUCUACAGCUAAUUGGAAAUUACAUUUCUCUCAAUCAAAAAGUGUUGUAUUUAUUGGUGAUAUAACAAUUGUCUAUGAUUUAUUUAUUCUAUUUAUUUGAAAACCUUUGGUUCUUCAAGAACUGAUACUUGGAAAUGUUGGAACAAAAUUUGUUAAGUUCUUACAAAGCAUAUCAGUGUAAUUUGUAUAUAAAUCAGAAUAAAAACGUUAGAUAAACAUAACAUUAUAUAUAUAUAUAUAUAUAUAUAUAUAUAUAUAUAUAUCUGAUGGUUGAAAAAAUAUAUAUAUAUAUGUUUAUUUCACGAAAAAUAAAACUAUGUGAUAUGUUUUGAUGUUCAUGUAAAAUUUUCUGCUGUAUGUAAUGUGAUAUCAAUAGCUGUGAAUAUAGAACUAUAGUUUGUGAUAGCUUUACCUCUAGAAUAUAAAAUUUUACAGAAUGUGAUAUCAUCAACUGCUUCAAUUAGACAGAACAUCUUGUUGCAAGUGUCACACAACAAUAUAGCUAUUACAGGCAACAUUAUAUGAAUACUGAAAAUAACUAAACUUAACAAUAUAUUACAUGUGAAUAAUAUUAAAAGUAUCACAAAAGGCAUUAAUUUUUUUUUUUUUUUUGUAAUGACGUAUUGCUAUUAAACCCUUUAUUCUAUAGUUUGUGACAUAUUUAGAUGUGUAAUAUAGAACGUUUUUUUAUGAAGUAUAUUGUUUCUAAUUUGUCUAAAUUUCUCUUCUUUUAUGAUAUUAAUGUUGCCAAAUCUUACACUUGUUUUCAAAUAUGACCAUCGAAUUAUUGAAGAAAGUAUUAAUCCUAAACUACAAAUACAAAAAUGAUGACUGUUUUGUCACAUUUGUGUUGGUAUUUUCUUUUGUAUUUUUCAUUGAAUAAACAUAUAACACCUCAUA